Messenger RNA from Cuscuta campestris, 951 nucleotides. The record is from the annotation of a GenBank genome assembly. NCBI's taxonomy places the organism in Eukaryota, Viridiplantae, Streptophyta, Magnoliopsida, Solanales, Convolvulaceae.
CCCCAACCUUUAUAACUUGAAUACUUAGGCUAGCAGUGGGGGUGGACAUGGCAUGACUGCCCAAGGCCUUAGGUCCACGUCCCAACUUACGCUUAGCUCUUCUCCUCUUUCUUCUCGGAACACCUUUGGGAAGGCUGACUUGAUUAGGAAAGGGGCUGAUUCUGCCCUGGGUAUUCCAGCCCCUGCCAAACCGAGAAGAAGGAGGAGAAGAGCUAAGCGUAAGUUGGGACGUGGACCUAAGGCCUUGGGCAGUCAUGCCAUGUCCACCCCCACUGCGUUGCCUUCCCCAAAGGACACCAUGAAGACGGCCAGGACUGAGAGUAAUGGCGCAGAACCUGCUGCCAAAACCGUGAACCAUGAUGGGCAGGGUGAUGUUUGCUCUUCCACCACCAUUCCGAAGGAUUCUCUUGAUCCUAGUGGUGCAACAAAGUCUACGGCCAAGGCUACUAAGAAAGUAGCACAAACGGAUGCUAAAGUUUUGGGAGAUGGAGCUCCGGCUUCAAACCAAAAACUGCAGCAACCCAGGGAUAAGAAGAGCUUGAGUGGAAAACAGCCCGACACUGUGGGCGAUGAUGACCAGCUCGUUGGCACCUCCUCCACCCCUGCGCAUGUUGAGCAAGCUGUCCAAGCAAACUCCAAGGUAGGGGCGUCCAUCAUAGAGAAGGGGAACAAGCCAACUGGAGCGGCCAAGAAGGCAGACCAGACCACCACAGAGAGCACACCACAAAAGGCACCAUGGCGAAUAAAGCUGGACAAGCAAAAGGAAGAGUGGCUUGAUCGACUACUCAGAUCAUGGAUUACCUAAGCUAGUACCGGCCAAACUUCGGGAGCUCAUUGCCCGCAACCCUCCUUGUUUGAGGGAUGCCUAUGGAGCUCCGGUAGAUACUCUGGAGUAUACGCACUGGGAAAGAUCAAUGAAAAUGCUUGGACGAAUCAAAUAGUCUUGGCCUU